This is a messenger RNA of Scatophagus argus, 2592 nucleotides long. RefSeq names its product ADP-ribosylation factor 6a (gene arf6a). Gene Ontology annotation, molecular function: GTP binding; GTPase activity. Bases 845 to 1372 code for a protein of 175 amino acids. Gene Ontology annotation, cellular component: cytoplasm. The record is from RefSeq and is a predicted model, not a curated record. The transcript is spliced from 2 exons. Gene Ontology annotation, biological process: vesicle-mediated transport; intracellular protein transport. NCBI's taxonomy places the organism in Eukaryota, Metazoa, Chordata, Actinopteri, Scatophagidae.
GCUGAUCUGGGUCCGCACCUUUUCCGGUAACACAGCACCGCCACCGCUGUGACUGAACGGCUGGAGGGAGAGGGAGAGAGAGAGAGGGAAGAAGAGAGCCAGAGAGCGGCAAGAGCGGGGAGAAACGGCCCGGGGACUGGGGGGUGAUUUGCCUCAAAAGGGGAAGAGAAGAAAGUCGGAUGAAUCAAUGACCUUUUUCAGCGCUCUUCCUCUGGAUGUCCCCGUGCACAAACAGAGCGGAGAGUCCCUAUUUUUGACGUGCUUUAAUGAGAACUGUUCUUUGAAAUUCGACUGGAAUUGGCUAAGGGCAAGUGUGGACAGCCGGCAGCCAAGGAGGAAGUGAGAAUCCCGGGCUUGUACAGGGCCUGAUUUGUAUAGUAGGCUUUUUGUUUUUAAAAACCUACUCUGUAGGAGAGAGUGGCUCUGAAACUGAGAAUAACGAUAUUUUUUGAGGAAGAGUUGACAUAUCUGUUUUGUCGGAAGUCUGAAACAAGGGGAUGUAAUUUUUUCUUCUUACAUCGGAGGGCAGUGGAUCAUGAAAAUAUAUCCCCACCCAGUUCUGUGAGGACUACACGCACACUGCUCCCACUGAACGCUCAGCCACCCGCUCAGGUCCGAUCAUCAUAGUCCAGCUAAUUGUAGUGUUCUGUCAUCCAACUGUACAAACUUGAAAGUCACCACCUUUUGAACGUUGACACUUGUGUCAGCCCACCGCUGCCAUCACGUGGAGAUCUUUCAGCGCACACCGAAACUGUAGCUUCUAAGCUGUACUGAAAGCAGCUUCUUUUCUCUCAUUAGAGAAGUUUUGUUUCUUCUAACAAAGUAUUUAUGCACAACAAACAAGAUGGGAAAAGUGCUUGCAAAGAUUUUUGGCAACAAGGAGAUGAGAAUAUUGAUGCUUGGACUUGAUGCUGCUGGUAAAACUACCAUUUUGUACAAGCUGAAGCUGGGACAGUCAGUCACCACCAUCCCCACUGUUGGUUUCAACGUGGAGACGGUUACCUAUAAGAAUGUGAAGUUUAAUGUGUGGGACGUGGGUGGCCAGGACAAGAUCAGGCCACUUUGGAGACAUUACUACACUGGCACCCAGGGCCUCAUUUUCGUGGUGGACUGUGCCGACAGGGACAGGAUCGAUGAGGCAAGGCAGGAGCUCCACAGAAUCAUCAACGACCGGGAGAUGAAGGACACCAUCAUCCUGAUCUUCGCCAACAAACAAGACCUCCCAGACGCCAUGAAACCCCAUGAGAUCCAGGAGAAGCUAGGCCUGACCCGGAUCAGAGAUAGGAAUUGGUACGUUCAGCCCUCAUGUGCGACAUCAGGGGAUGGACUAUACGAGGGCCUCACCUGGCUUACCUCAAAUUACAAAUCCUAAUGUGUUUCUCCCUUCACCAGCCUGGAAACGUGGAGACAAAUAAAAGUAGCUGAGAAUGAAAACAAAAAAAACGCAAUCUGAAGCAAUUAAUACCAUGACCUCUCUGCUGAGUAUAUAUGUCAACGAGAGUAGCAGUUAUAUUUUGUUUCAUUUUAUUUGAUAAUAAUAACUUCACUAUAACCCCAGAUUUCAUUAAAAGACAUUUUUUCCUUCUUUGGCUUUAUUUUACUAGUUUGCUUUGGUUCACAUUCUGUGUAAUCAGUUCUGUUUAAAGCUUUGAGCUCUCAGUGCAAAUUCUUUUGUUUUCUUCUUUUUUGUAUCAUUUCUUUGAGGGGACACUUUAGGACACACACUUUUGUUUUGCCCCUGCUUAGCUCUCAAACAGUAUUCUCGUGACCCAGCUACAUAUCCAAAGGGUGGGAAAAAUCCAGAAACUGUUGCCUUCAUCAGCAUAUCACUUUGACGGCUCAAACUGCCUCUGUCAUUUGUAAGAAUGCGUAUUCUGGAUAUGUUAGGACCUUGAAAAAAAUGGUUUCAUAAUUGCUUGUACUGAGAUGAUUGAGGAAACAUGUUUGUACUUACUUCAUGUGCAGUGAUUACAUCCAUCAUGUCUAUGAAAGACACUAUGUGGACGCUGGAUAUACACACACUGUGAUAUGGAUAUUGGAUAUAUAUUUUUGUUAAUUCAGGGUGUGAAUCUGUUACCACCAGUCUUAUUUUGUUUCUCCCAGAGCUUCCAUUACUGUUGUGUAUUUGUAGUUUUGGCUGCCUUAGGAGGGACCCAGGUUACAGGUGCCCCCAAAAUCAAGAUAGUUACUACGGCAGAAGGUAUGCUCAACUGUUGAGUUUGCACUUUGGGUUGGAGGGGUAUGGUGUGUGUUUGGGGGGGGUGUGAGAAGGGGGGGUAUCAACUAGCUGGCUGUGCACAUUCAGAUUUCCUGUGAGUGACUUUUGGACGUCAGCAAGUGUUUCAAAAAUUCCCAACCCCCCACCGUCUCCAAUAUAGGUGCUUCAAGGACUGCAACCCCCCUCUUCUCCUUCUUCUUCUUCUUCUUUUGUUUUUGUACCCAUCAUCAUUAUCUACCUUUACACUUUAAGGUCGCGCAGACACACACCAACCAUUCUUCUGUUAAUAGUUCAUAGAUACUGCUCUGUUUUGUUUAUGUUCCCCCUUUUUUUUUGCUAUGCUGAUGAAAUAAUAAAAAAAUAUAUCCAGAUCA